GCCCAACGAUCGUGGGCAGAAGGCGGUCCUGCUUUGUUGGGGCGUGAGUGUGUGUGUGUGCCCGUGUGAGUGCCGUGUGUGAGUGUAUAUGUGUGUGUGCCUGGGGGUACUGAGGGCUACGUGGGGGCGAAGCAGAACUUGCCAUGGCAGCAGCAGAGGAAGAGGACGGGGGCCCCGAAGGGCCAAAUCGCGAGCGGGGCGGGGCGAGCGCGACCUUCGAAUGUAAUAUAUGUUUGGAGACAGCUCGCGAAGCUGUGGUCAGCGUGUGUGGCCACCUCUAUUGUUGGCCCUGUCUCCAUCAGUGGCUGGAGACACGGCCAGACCGGCAAGAAUGCCCGGUGUGUAAAGCCGGAAUAAGCAGGGAGAAGGUCGUCCCUCUUUAUGGGCGAGGGAGCCAGAAGCCACAGGAUCCCAGAUUGAAAACUCCACCCCGCCCUCAGGGCCAGCGGCCAGCUCCGGAGAGCAGAGGGGGGUUCCAGCCAUUCGGUGAUGCAGGGGGAUUUCACUUCUCCUUUGGCGUUGGCGCCUUCCCCUUUGGCUUCUUUACCACCGUGUUCAAUGCCCACGAGCCUUUCCGAAGGGGUGCAGGUGUGGAUCUGGGGCAGGGUCACCCAGCCUCCAGCUGGCAAGAUUCCUUGUUCCUGUUCCUCGCCAUCUUUUUCUUUUUCUGGCUGCUCAGUAUUUGAGCCGCAUCUCCUCCCUGCCCACCUCCAGCUAGAGGAGAAUCAGUAUUGGGAGUCCCUUGCUGGCCCUUCCUUGCUUUCGGACCACCCUCUUACUUCCAUGACCCAUCUCUUUGCCGAGGCCUCUUUCGGGAGGACGUGGGGAGGAGUGAGCGGUAUGCUUACCAUGGGAGUGCCUGCUGCUGUGUACUGCUGGCCCAGUAGCACAGACACGCCCAGCCUGGAGGACUAGACAGGUGUCUGGUUCUCCCCUCUCCCAAGCCUUUGCUUUCCCCAAGAUUUCUUGAUUUGGUGUUUAAAGGUGGGCUCUCCCCAACUCCUCCACUCGACUUAAUUUAAUUUUUCUCUCCACACUGUCUAAUAUGAAUUUUGACUCUUUUAAGUGUCUCUUUCCACCCCUCACUACCUCCUUUAUUACAAAUUCAAAUAAUAAUAAUAAUAAUGAUAAUAAUAAUAAUAAAAAAUGAAAUGCAUUGCUGGGAA
Rattus rattus (black rat) is the source of this 1166-nucleotide messenger RNA. RefSeq names its product ring finger protein 5 (gene Rnf5). The record is from RefSeq and is a predicted model, not a curated record. Gene Ontology annotation, molecular function: ubiquitin protein ligase activity; ubiquitin-like protein conjugating enzyme binding. The transcript has 6 exons. The coding region runs from base 144 to 686 and encodes 180 amino acids. Gene Ontology annotation, biological process: ubiquitin-dependent protein catabolic process. NCBI's taxonomy places the organism in Eukaryota, Metazoa, Chordata, Mammalia, Rodentia, Muridae. Gene Ontology annotation, cellular component: endoplasmic reticulum.